AUGAGCAGCCCUCGCUGGCCGGCGGCGACGCCGCCGCUGGAAGACGAGGAUCUGCUCACCGAGAUCCUCCUCCGCCUCCCCCCGCAGCCUUCCUCCCUCCCGCGCGCCUCCCUCGUCUGCCGUCAAUGGCGCUGGCUCAUCUCCGACCCACGAUUCGCCCGUCGGUUCCGCCGCCGCCACCGCCGCAACCCUCCCCUCAUCGGCUUCUUCGACAUGGGUCCUCGCAGCCUCUACUUCGUACCUACAGUGGAUGCCCCCAACCGUGUCCAGCCCGAACGCUUCGGCUUGCAGUUCGAGGACGGCGACCAAUUCAUGCCCCUCGGAUCCCGCCACGGCCUCGUGUUCGUCAUCCACCUUUCGUUGAGCCGGGUCCUGGUGUGGGAUCCGGUUACCGCCGACCAGCACCUCAUCGCCCUCCCCCCUGGGUUAAUGGGACAUCUGAACAGGACCAUGGUCCACGGGGCGGUGCUUCGUGCUGCCGGAGAGGACCAGCAUUUCCAGGUGGUUUUGGUAGUGGCAGAUGACGAUUAUGACAUGCAGGAUAGGCAAAUGCUGGCCUGCGUUUACUCCUCGAGGACCGGUGUGUGGGGUGAUAUCAUCUCAGCGCCGCUUCCGCCCAAGGUUCCUAUCGGCAGCCGGCCCCUCAUGGUUUCUCCGUCCAAGGAAGCUGUGUUGGUUGAUAAUUCCCUUCACUGGAUGCUUUUUGGGAGCUUAGUUGGAAUUCUCGAGUUUGAUUUGUUGAAGCAGAGCGUAGCCGUGAUACCGACACCAGUGGGUGUGGUUUCCUCCCACGGCAGACAUGAAUUGACGGUUGUACGGGCAAAGGGUGGUGGCCUUGGUUUCCUAAUCGUGAUAGUCUUCUGCGCCCAAUCAUGGAGGAGAAAGACCGAUUGUCAUGGUGUUGCUUCAUGGGAGCUGGAAAGAACUAUCGAACUGGACAAGCUACUUCCCCUGAAUCAAGAGAUGAGAGCACACUUAUACAUAGUAGGGUUUGCUGAGGAGAAUAAUGUGGUGUUUGCGUGGACACCAGUUAUCGGCCUCUUCCUGAUUCAUCUUGAGUCAUUGCAGUUCAAGAAAAUUCCCCAUCCCAGCAUGCUUGCACGUUAUCUUCCAUUUGAAAGUGUCUUUCUUGCAGGUAAUAGCAUGCCUUUACACAUCUCAAAAUAA
Triticum dicoccoides is the source of this 1167-nucleotide messenger RNA. RefSeq names its product F-box protein At5g03970-like. The record is from RefSeq and is a predicted model, not a curated record. Gene Ontology annotation, molecular function: protein binding. The coding region runs from base 1 to 1167 and encodes 388 amino acids. The transcript has a single exon. NCBI's taxonomy places the organism in Eukaryota, Viridiplantae, Streptophyta, Magnoliopsida, Poales, Poaceae.